Messenger RNA from Doryrhamphus excisus (bluestripe pipefish), 3304 nucleotides. It is a transcript of the gene ccdc169, whose product is annotated as coiled-coil domain containing 169. The record is from RefSeq and is a predicted model, not a curated record. Lineage: Eukaryota; Metazoa; Chordata; Actinopteri; Syngnathiformes; Syngnathidae.
ACCGGAAGUGGUUGUAUCUAUAGAAACCAGGUGCUACAAACUUUCUUCAGUGAGCGAUAUUUUAUUGGACAAACAUGAACAAAGACUCCUGUAAAUACGACAUGACGCGCCUCCGGAUCGAACUGGAGCAGGAAAAAGAAAUAAAAGACAUGUUGGAGGAGUCUGUGCGGGACUUGAGCUGCACCAUGAGGGAGCUGCAGGACAGGCUGCACGGCGUGGACGGGGAAGACAACGAGUGGAAGACCAGAUAUGAAACUCAGACUGAACUCAACCUGCAGCUGCAAAGACAAAUCUCAAUUAUCCACGAAAGACUGGAGGACCUGCGUGGGAAGCCCAUGGAUCGGCUGGCCUCGAUACGAUCAUACGAUGACAUGCCACUAGAGUCACUGAGGCAGCGCCUCAAGCUGCUGACUGACGAGAAGUCACAACUCCAUAGUCAGCUGAUAGACUCUCGGAUCAGGAUCGAACAGGAGGGAAAGUCUUUCCAUAAAACAAAUGAUGAGAGACGAGCCUACUUGUCUGAAAUUGCCAAGUUGUCCUCCACUGUUGACGCCCAAAGGAGACAGUACUCCAUGCCGCCACAGAGGGGGACAGAGAGCAAACUGAGAGCAAAGCAACCCAGCAGGAAGUCAGAGGCUGACGGAAAGAAAGGAAAAGCAAAAGAAAAUGAAGGAGGAGAAUGUGGGAUGUUGGAGAAGAGCCAGCAAAAAAAAGCCCACCAUGGAAGCAGGUUGCCCACCCUCAAGCAACACGUGAAACACUAAAAAAAAAAACAACACAAAAAAACAACAACACCGGGUGUUAGGCUGCCUACAUGUCCAAUGUGAGCAACACCGCCGCCUGCACACAAGCAUCCACCCACACGCCAACACAACACCCUCACCAUCUGGCUGUGUGUACCUAAUGAAGUGUCCAGAGAGUGGCAGACCUCCAAGAACGCAAAGGAUCCCGAUCCAAUCUCGGAGCGUGUCCUCCUGCUCAUUUCUCCAAUGUGCCUUGUUUUCCUCAGGAUUAAUUGAGACUUGAAGACGUUGCCAGCCAUCAGACUGUGACGCACGCCAGGUCCCCCGUUUACCCGCCCAGAUAGAAAUGUCCUUUAAGUGACCAACACGCACAUACACGUACAUAUAGGACUGAUGUCUCCAUGUGAUCAAAGUGUUUGACUAUUAAAUGAUGAUCUUUUCUUAUCUGCCUCCACCACUUAGAGGAAGGCAAGCUUGGAUGAGUUUGGUGAGGAAGAAGAGGUCCAACAUCAGUGACCUUUGUCCUCACAGGCUGUUUUUGCUGCAAAAACUUUUCAUUCCCAGUAGGUGUCCCAAUACUUUUGACCAUGUUGUGCCGUCAUGACGCAGUGAACUAAAUGAGGUGGCCUCUUUAUUUGGGCCUUCAUGUGGGUCAGUAGAGCCUUUUAGCCAAGCCACGAGAGGAGACCCAAAUCAGUCACAUGUCAAUAAUGUGAAAGAUCCAUCAUACUGUACAUCACAUGUACAUCACAUGUACAUCAUGUGAUCAGCUUUAGUCUAUCAGUUACAGCUGGAAUGAUUAUAAACAUAGAACUGUAAAACUGCAGAAAUAUAUGGAGCCACAGAACUGCAGCACUACAGAAGCUAUCAAAACUAAAAGGUCUAUGGGACCCUGGUACUGAAAGUGCAAUUUUAUGCUUCAUAAGCAUGGACCCAUAAUAUUAUAGGGCUGUAGAAUCCCAGCAGUUCCAUGUAAGCACAGUCCUCAGAGGACUGUUGAAAUAGGGCACUGGUAUGAGAAUAUGGACUGCAUAACCUCUACAGCUCGACAAUUACAGCACUAGGACUGAAGACUUAAGGACAAUUCAUCUACAAAACUACGGACCCUGGGCCUAGAAGGUGUAGAACUGGAGACAAUGAACUAUAGAACAAGAAGCUAUUAUGAGUGUAGAACUGGAGGGUUCUAUUGAACAGUGGACAAAAGAUACUUGAAGUACAGUAUAAGACUAAAAGGACUUUGGGACUGGGAACCUAAGUUCAUACAAGUGUAGAAACAACACAAAUACAGAACUGGAGACGAUUGGAGAACUACAGGACUGCCAAACAGAGCACUAGUCCUAAGGAAAGUGUAGAAAUAUGGUACUGAAAUAUGUUAUAUGUACUCAUGAAGAACAUUUAGCAUCCUAUAACUGAAGGACCAACUUGACUACAGACAUAAAAUUACUGAACUAUAGCUCUGACAUAUGUUUAUAUAUGUUUACAACUGUCAAGUUAGAGGACUGGAAAUAUGUUUGUAUAGGACUUUAGAAUUGUAGGCUCUAGGACUGUUAGGACUAUUGAAUAUAGGAUUGUUGUACUGUAGACCAGAACAGCAUCCCGGGACUAUCAGUCUGUAGAACCAGUACUAUGGAACUGCAGAAGUUCUAGCACUUUUGAACUAAGCGGCUAACAGAACUAUCAGCAAGAAGGCCACUGAAUUAUAGGACUAAAAUCACUCUGGGACUAGACAUAUGUACAUGUUUAAAGAAUUAAUCUAGUAAUAAUAGAUUAAUUUAGAACUAGAGUUGAGAGACGACUAUACUAGGAUGUUACAACCAUAAUGUCUGCAUAUCUACAGUGUGGGGUGAGAAUAUCUUUCCAUGGUAAUGUACACCUACAGUAUAUGUCUAUAGGACUGGACAACUACUGGGCAAUAUAGGAUUGUAGACUGUAGGCUAGAACGCCAUCUAGGACUAGCAGUCUGUCGGACUUUAGAAACUUUUGAGUGCAACUGAACUAAAACAUGUGUUAUUAUUAUGUAUUAUAAAUGACUUUAAAACUAGAGGACUAACUUGGCUAAAAAUGACUAUGGGACAGAAAUACACACCUGUAUAUAUAAUGUAGGAUUAUAUAUAGGACUAUAGGGCAGUCAGACUGUUGAACUAUGGACUGGAACUAUAUUUCUAUGGGACUGGAGAACUCUAGGCCUAGUAUAUGACUGGGAAACUAUUGGACUAGAGGGACCAGAGGUUAUCUAGAAUCUAGGCUAGGCGAGCCUAUAGUGUGAAGUUGCCAAGGUAAGAGCUCACUUUCAUCCUCAAAGUCCGUCAGCUAAGGAAGACCCUUGAGGUUGUUGCCAUGACAAUAGAGCAUCACCUGUUGAACGAGCUGUCAAUGUAAAGCUCGACCUACGGCACUGGUAGACUUUAGAGCCGUAUAGAUAUGCCGAUAUUGCAGACUAGAAGGAAGAUGUUAAAGUGCUCCUGCUUAUAAGGGGGCGAUUGUGCGAGGGAUGUAUUGCCCCCCCCCCCCCACCCCCAACCCCACCCCACACACCCCUACCCAAUCCUAGCAUCUUCACC